Priapulus caudatus is the source of this 709-nucleotide messenger RNA. Its product is annotated as transmembrane and coiled-coil domain-containing protein 3-like. Gene Ontology annotation, cellular component: membrane. Gene Ontology annotation, molecular function: potassium:proton antiporter activity. The record is from RefSeq and is a predicted model, not a curated record. Gene Ontology annotation, biological process: proton transmembrane transport; potassium ion transmembrane transport. The transcript has 6 exons. Lineage: Eukaryota; Metazoa; Priapulida; Priapulimorpha; Priapulimorphida; Priapulidae. The annotation marks the transcript as partial.
AUUCGUCGGACAGCGACCACGGCGUAAUCCUGCUGGGAAUCCUGGUGAUGCAGGACGUCUUGCUGGGGCUUCUCAUCGCUCUGCUGCCCUCGCUGGUCGUCGCCCACAACAGCGACGAGGAUUCGAGCACGACGACGGCUUUCGCGUUUCUCGUCGCGCGUCUGAUGGCAGUGUUGGCGGGUGUCAUGGCCGCCGGUCUUCUCGCCUCUCGGUUUGUCAUCGGGAGCGUUCUCGCGCAGCUGAGUGCUUCAGGCAGCAGGGAGUUAAUGACAGUGGGAGCCGUGGCCAUCUGCUUCUUCAUGCUGCUGGUCACGCACACGCUGCACAUCUCGAUGGAGCUCGGCUGCUUCGUUGUCGGGGCGAUGGUCGGAUCGCAGCGACAUGAGCUCGUGUCGGACAUCAAGAAUCUCAUUCAUCCGAUCCGCGAUUUCUUCGCCGUUCUCUUCUUCGCCUCUGUCGGUAUGCAUGUGUUCCCGUCGUUUGUGGCCUACGAGUUAACCGUGAUCAUCUGGUUGACAUUUGCCGUCGUCCUCAUCAAGUACGCGCUGAGCAUGGCCGUGCUGUCAUGUCUGCUGCCGCAGAAGACGUCACACGUGCGGUGGAUCGUGUCGGCGGGCCUCUCACAAGUCAGCGAGUUCUCGUUCGUGCUGGCAAGCCGUGCCCGCCGACUCCAUCUCAUCAACAGAGAGGUUUAUUACUGAUUCUCAGC